AUGUAUGUGAAAUGGUUUGAUACAGGAAUGUUAUACUAUGUGAUUUUAGUGAAUGUCACUUUUUAAAAUGUUUUAAUUUCCCGCCAGUUCCGUCCCCCGUAUUUGCCGACGUCGCAGGGAACGGAACCCGGAAGACAAAUGCCGGCAUCGGCCGGAGGACAUUGUCGGGGACACUGCAGGAGGGACAUCGCGGGAGCGCAGGACAAGGUAAGUGAAGGAGAUCCCGGAGCAGCGCUGCAUGUAUUCCCAAGUGUAGCUCGGGGUUACCGCUUGUGGUGCUGAAACUUUACCUACACUCGGGAAUACCGCCAGGGAGGUUAAU
This is a messenger RNA of Staurois parvus, 322 nucleotides long. Lineage: Eukaryota; Metazoa; Chordata; Amphibia; Anura; Ranidae. The record is from the annotation of a GenBank genome assembly.